This is a messenger RNA of Branchiostoma belcheri (Belcher's lancelet), 2041 nucleotides long. Its product is annotated as dehydrogenase/reductase SDR family member 1-like. The record is from RefSeq and is a predicted model, not a curated record. The coding region runs from base 79 to 1044 and encodes 321 amino acids. The transcript is spliced from 9 exons. NCBI's taxonomy places the organism in Eukaryota, Metazoa, Chordata, Leptocardii, Amphioxiformes, Branchiostomatidae.
AGAAGACCAGAUACACGAUUGGUCUUGCUCCAGUUGUAUUAGUGUCGGCCGUUAGUUGCACUUCCAGAAGAGACAAGAAUGAAGCAGUGUCUGGUCGGUAAGGUGGCUAUAGUAACAGGAGCAUCACGGGGUAUCGGUAAGGGCAUCGCGCUGCAACUGGCAGAGGCCGGAGCUACAGUCUACAUUACAGGUCGGACGUUGCUGCCCGAUGGUCGGGGGACUUCACUCACAGAAUGUGUGGAGGAGAUAAAGAAGAGAGGUGGACACGCCAUCCCGGUUCAGUGUGAUCACGAGAAAGACGACGAGGUCAAAGGUCUCUUUGACAGGGUGGCGAGGGAGCAAAAUGGCCGCCUGGACAUCCUGGUAAACAACGCGUACAGCUCUGCAAAGGCCUGCAUAGAUCACAUCGAGGAGCCGAAGGGAUUUUGGGACGCGCCGUUAGAACCAUGGAACCAAACCAUCAGUGUAGGAGUGAGGAACAGCUAUAUCUGUGCUGUGUACGCUGCCCGGCUGAUGGUACCGGCUCGGGCGGGGCUCAUCGUCAACAUUUCCUCUGAGGGAGGACUCACUUAUGGCCUUAACCCAGCUUACUGUGUCUGCAAGGCGGCGAUGGACCGAAUAGCCUCAGACUGUGCGCAGGAGUUGAGGGAACAUAACGUGGCUUUCGUCUCCCUGUGGCCGGGCGCUACACGGACAGAGAUCUUCAUGGAAUGGACGGAAAACUUACAGCCUAAAACACCAGUGGAGACCGCGUUUAAGAACAGAUUCGUGUUGAAUUCUGAGAGUGCCGAGUAUUCAGGGAGAGGCGUCGUCCAUCUUGCCACAGACCCUGACAUCAUGGUGAAGUCAGGGAGAAUCUUAACCAGCGGUGACCUGGCAGAUGAGUACGGCUUUAAAGACAUUGAUGGCCGGUCUCCCCCCGACUACGUCCGCCGUCUGAGGGACCGACUGUCCAUGACGGGCUACACCAGACUGGCUGCCUGGGUACCAGCCUUUGUCAAGAUCCCCGGCUGGAUGCUUUCUGCGUACUACCACAUUAUUUAGCUUUAAAUAUGAAAACACUAGCUCAGAAAAAAGUCCCUAAUAUGCUAGUACUAAAACACCAAUUAUCAAGACAUUCUUCCGCAUGUGCAAUAACCAUUUUGUAAGUGGCCAUGACCCGACGAGGUCAUCCGACGACUGGUAUAAUCACACCGGCACAACAUUUGUUCUUGUAGAUCACCAGUCUCACUACUCGUCCUCAUAUAAAUGCACAACAAGAGCCAUGUGAGAGCUGUCAGCGUUCUAGAUCUCGCAGCCCAACCGCCAUUUUGUCCCUGACCCCUACAAACUCUCUGUGACUUCUUGAAAAUACCUUGCAUGCCCUCAGGGCUUGACGCUAUCGCUAGCAGCAGCCCUUAAUGUCAAGAAUGCAGUAGACAAAACAGUAAAGGGACGCGUGCAUGAACUAUGACCUGUAUUCUUUGACAUGGUGUAACCUAAGAAAUGGCGACGCCUUUGCAAAAUACAUGUGUAAGCUAACCUUAUCUUAGACCUUAGUUCAUUCCACAACAAAGCAGAAAGGUACACAGUCAACAUGCUUGUUAAACGUUUCAGCUCGGAUGCUUUUAAGACUUGGCACAAGUACAGCCAAUUACUGAGCCAACAGUAAUGUCAUGAAACAUAGAAUUAGGAAGAUCAAGAAAAUUUCUGUUAAUGAAAGGUUUGCCCAUUCUGUCGAGAACUUCAGAGUAUCAGGCAGUGUAUUGUUUCCUGUUAUAUAUUUAUUUCUGUUGUAUAAUUGACAAUGUAGAAAUUAUUACAACCUUGAUCCUAUAUAAAUUCCGUUACCUUAUCAACUGAGAUAAAUUCUAGUAUAGAAGGUGAUAAGCAUGCAUAGAAGUUAAAUAUUUGUACUAUAUUUGCUAAUAUAAUUAACCAGAUCGAAACCAUUAAGUACUGACUGUACUGACUACUAAACCUACAUAAUUAAUGAUAACACGGUAAUUUGUCAUUUCCCAAAAAAGGUAAGGAACUCUGCUCGCUUUGUUUAAAAAGCAUA